CAAGAAGCUUUACAACACGAUGUUCACAUCAUGAACUGAAGCAUGUGUAUGGUCAGGCGUGCGAUUAGUUGACGUUUUCUUGUCCCCGGAAGGCGCUAAUCCCUCCACGGGAAGACGCGCGAUACGGUAGUUGGAAAACGCACAAUGGUUGUGCACGUGAGCGGCUGGCAUAGAAGCGCACUUUCAUCACCACUAGUAGGGACUCAGGCAGCUAUGCUUUCUUUUUUUAAGCUAUCACGGCGCCGCUCGCACCAGUACAGCGCAUCGUCUUCAUCAGCUCCGAGCGGAACUGGCCUCGAGCUCGCGGAUUACCCUUCGACAAGCAACCCUGUAAUGCCCAGCAGCUCAGCAUCUGACAGCUACGCAAGGCCAGCGACUUUGCCACCUGGAAAGGCUCUGCAACUUCGCACAAGUGUUUGUUAUUUGCCUCAUCCUGAGAAGGUGCACUAUGGUGGCGAAGACGCUCACUUCAUUUCGGAGUAUGGAGGAGGAGUACUCGGCGUGGCUGAUGGUGUUGGGGGCUGGCAAGAGAGCGGCGUGAAUCCUGCAGGUAAAGAAGUGAAUAUAUCCUUUCCAUUUUCACUAUAUGUCCUAAAGUUUUCUUUUUCAGAUUAUUCGCGGACGCUCAUGCAACUGGCGCGGGCUUACCUGGAAGGCAAGGACAUCUUUCAAGACCUUGUUUCCUCAAGGCAGGGCGUGCACAUUGAUCCCAGGGGAGCGUUGGAGGCCGCACACAUGAACACGAAGGUGCCCGGUUCGGCAACCGCGUGUGUGUUGCAACUUGACCAAGUUAAUGGCGUUCUCAUGGCUGCUAACCUGGGUGACAGUGGCUUCGUUGUAAUUCGAGAGGCAAGGGAAUUGGUUCGUUCGAAGCCAUUGCAGCAUUACUUUGAUUGUCCUUUACAGUUUGGCGCAUUUCCUGAGUUUGUAGAAGCUACCGAUACGGCUGACAUGGCUGAUAUCUACAGAAUCGCCCUCCAACCUGGAGAUGUUAUCGUUGCCGGAACGGACGGUCUCUGGGACAACUGCUACGUGACGGAAAUAAUACCGCUGCUACCGAAGGGACCAGCAGACGUCCAGGCCUCGGCUGACGCCAUCGCGGCUGCUGCCCGGCGUCAUGCAAGCGACUCCGAAUAUGCAUCACCUUACACGCGCGAAGCCUUGUCUCAGGGCUUGGACCUGCCAUGGUGGGACAAGCUCCUUGGCGUAUCUUUUAAAGGAGGCAAGGUGCACUUCAAGCAGCUUACAGGAGGCAAGAUGGAUGAUAUCACUGUGCUGGUAUCCUUCGUUGACGUGGUGGAUGCUCCAUCGUGCAUUUCAGCUGCAACAUCGGAAGUGACUGGCAACGGGAUGAGAUGCCCUGCUUCCCUCGAGGACAAAGAGUUGUGGGCAGGGCGGCAGCUGGAACUAUCACAGUAAAAGAGCUGGAACCAUUGAUUUCGUAGGGCAAGAGUCCUAGAGUCUUGUGUUGCUGGAGCAUGAGUUCAGUGAAAGUCGUUGCUUUUAGCAGGAUGGUGCCAUCUUGUUCAAGUCCGCGCUUACAUGGCAGGCAAGUGCUUGCUACUACAAGUGGAUGGACUGCCAUAGCGAAGAAGUCUUGGAUCAUUUUGCAGUGCGCAUAACAACCGCUACUUGCUGAGGAGCUUGUGAUGGCAGUGUUGUGGAAGCUAUUGGCCGUGCACAAGCUUGUGAAUGUGUGUACGACAGUAGGACAACAGCAUUAUAGUUGGGGAAUUAUUGCUUCUAGAGCAUCGGGGUAUACCCCCUGUGUUCUACUCUGUCAGUUGCUCUCUUGAGGGAAGACUUCAGGACAAACACGUAUGCCUUUACCUUGCACCACAACUUCCUUUCAAAAAUCGUGUCAAAAGUCUAGCUGGGACGGAACCCGCAACCUA
Messenger RNA from Volvox carteri f. nagariensis, 1895 nucleotides. RefSeq lists its product as uncharacterized. The coding region runs from base 145 to 1419 and encodes 424 amino acids. The transcript has 7 exons. The record is from RefSeq and is a predicted model, not a curated record. Lineage: Eukaryota; Viridiplantae; Chlorophyta; Chlorophyceae; Chlamydomonadales; Volvocaceae.